Molecule: messenger RNA, 1308 nt
Organism: Medioppia subpectinata
Lineage: Eukaryota; Metazoa; Arthropoda; Arachnida; Sarcoptiformes; Oppiidae
Source: the annotation of a GenBank genome assembly
UUUCACCAAAAGUUUUACUCAAACAAUAAGAGUUUCCACACUUUUGUCUCCCAUUGAAAAGUACAUUCUGCGGAUUAUAAUUACAAAUAGUAUAAUGUCUUCGUUGGCGACGUUAGUGAAGAGGGCGGUGACUCUCGGCGCCAACUCUGGCCGACAGCAGCUGCUAUCGCGAGUAGUUUUGGUCACAAAUCAAUCCUCAAUUGACAUCAAGUUUAUCUCAAAUCAGCCAUUCAUAACGAGCGGACACAAGAAGAAGGUCUCACCGCCGGUGGUGUCGCCGAAGAACAUGUCUUUGCGUUACUGUUCGCCAAUUCCUGUCAUAUCUAUGCCGUCGUCUCCGAUGGACGCCUUCUAUGAAGGUCUCGAUGUCGGCGAAGAGACGGUGACUAUCGCUGGGCGACCUCUGGCAGUGAUCUUGUCGUGGAUGUUAGCCAAGGAUAGCCAUCUGGAAAAGUACCGCCAGAUGUGGUUUCGGCGCGGUUUCGAUGUCCUCACUGUCAAGACAUCGCCGUUGGAUCUACUGUUGCCGCCGAUCGGCGGUCAAGUGGUUGCCGCCAAUUUGAUCCGCUAUUUGUCGCAAAUUAAUCCCAAAUACGACGAGAUAGUGAUCCACGCCUUCUCUGUGGGCGGCUAUCAAUACGGAGAAGUGAUGCGAAAGUUGAUCGCCAGCCCCGAAGAGCACCGGGAGUUGUGUCGCGCGUUCAAAGGCAUUAUCAUAGACUCGAUGGUUCACUGGCAGGACUGCGCGCCCGGACUGUCGCGAGCCAUCUCCACGAACCCAGUGCUGCAACCGUUGCUGGAAAUGUCAAUCAAGACCUUUGUAGCGCUCACUCACAGCGUUUCGAUGGCCCACUACCACAAGUCCACGGAACAGAUAUUUGGCAAUCCAUUAAAAUUACCCGGUCUACUGUUGUAUUCAACCGAUGAUGUGGUGAGCAAUGUGUCCCGAAACGAGUCUCUGGCCAACCGGUGGCGAGAAGUGGGCGUUUGGGUGGACACAAAGUGUUGGCAGCGGUCGACACAUGUCCUCCACUAUCGCGACCAUCAGUACGAAUACGAACACCGAUUGGACGCAUAUCUUAAGAAAUUGAGACUCAAAUCGGCGCUCGUUUAACGUUUUGGUCGUGUUUUGGGUUUUUAUAUAAGUUUUAAUCAUUAAUAGUCUUUAUUAUAAAUGUUUUCUCAUUUUAUAAAUUCUUAAAAUCCAUUUAUUAACACAAGAAAUGAUUUUUAUUUUAUAUAAAAGUCUCGUUUUAUAUUUCAAACAUAAAAUAUCGCGUUUUAAUAAAUUUGAUAUAUUUUCCCGAC